GGCUCUGCCGGAGCAAGAGGAAAACACGCAGUGAGCAACGGGGAAAGCAAACCUCAUAACCCAUCCCAAAGAGCCGGGGUACAAGCACAGCCCUCUGUGCCCCCCAACUCACAAACGGGGCCAUCAGUCCCAAGUGUGGGUGAAAAUCAAUGGGGAUCGUGACCCGAAAUUGCGACCACGGGUGCAAGGGGGAAAACCCUUUAUCAGAAGAGCAAAACUAAGAGAAUUUGGGUUCAGCUCAUAGAAACCCAGUGCAGUGAGCAAUGAUUGAUCAGAGCAACAUGUUGGACCGCCAGGAAAGCUUCCACCCCAAAUACAGGCAAGCCUGGAUGGUCUGUGGGCUGGUGGUUGUGGUGAUGCUAAUUGCAGCCCUGACUUCUUCUAUGUUCCUGCUGGCCACCAAACCAAAGAACACAGUGCCGGGGUCCAUGGAGGAGCUGGGGCAGCAGCUCUCCCAGCUGCAGCAGCAGAGGGAGCAGCAGGAUGCCGCGAUCAAACAACUGCAAGAGGACAACAGGGCGCUCCAGGAGGAGAUGGCACAGCAGAGGGAGCAGCUGGAGGAGGUGCAGAGCCAAGGGAACAGCUUCCAGGAGCAGAUCCAGCAGCAGAUCCAGCUGUUGACAUCGUGGAUCUUGGACUUACAGAGCCACAGCUCCGGUGCAAGCACAGCAAUGCCCUCCUGCCCAGCCAUGGCCCUGAGCCUCCUCAUGACUCUGCUGACUGCAAAGUGGCUGCACUGAGCACGGUGACACGGACCUGGGUGGCCUUUAUCAGUCUGGGGCCAUGGGGACAUCAUGGGUAGAUAGUUUGAUAAGUGCUGGCCCGAGGUGAGAUGGGGACAAGGCACAUGCAGGGCACAGCGGUGCCGAGUCUAAACCGACUUCCAAUAAACCUUAAUGUAAAUCCAAAGCGUUCUGCUCCUUCAGUGCCCUGUGGGGAGGCGGAUGGCACAGCCCUGCAGCGUGGCUUCAUCCAGAGGCUGAGCAUCCUCCCACACACAGCACAAACCACAUUGCCAUGAGCUGGGACAGGAGAGAAACCACCACCCGGAGCAAGCGGGCACAACCCAGCGGCAUCAUCCCACGUCUCCAUCAUGGACCCCGCGGUGCCCAGAGCCACGCUGAAGGCAAUGGGGCUGUGCACGCUGCUGGUGCUGCUGGUGGCAGCGGUGACAGCGGCGGUGGCGGUGCUGCUGUGGCGUUCGGAAGCGUUGGGGAAACUGCGGGGCUGCCGGGAGAGGGCGGCCAACGAGAGCCGUGAGCUGGAACUGCGGGUGGCACAGCUGGAAAAGGAGCGAGACCGACUGCAGAGAGUGGUGGAUGAGAGGAAGAAGGUGGAGGAUGAGAUGAGACGGGAGCUCAGCCGAGUGCGUGAGGAUGGGGAGAAGCUGAGCUCCAGCCUGCGGUCCUGCCGGGAGCAGGCGGUCAGGCUGGAAUCCAACAUCACAGCGCUGCAGGAUGAGCUGCGGGGGCUGCGGCGCCAGAAGGCUGAACUGUCCCGCAGGAACUCAGCCCUGCAAGAGGAGCUGGCUCAGGGGGCAGAACGGGCGCUGGGGCUGCAGAGGAGGCUGGAAGAGACGGCGGAGCAGCGGAGAGCGCUGCGGGCACGAGGGGAGCGAUGCGAGGAGCGACAGCGGGAGCUCGAGGCCACGCUGAGGGAUCGUGCAGCUGAGUUGGAUGCGUUACGGAGGCGGUUGGGGCCCCGCACUGCGCGGCGCAGGUGCUCCCCUUCCCGGAAGAGCUGAAGUCCCGCAGCAUCCUCCUGUCUGGCUUCGCUUUGCCAGCACGGACACCACACUCAGAACGGCACCAGCCCUACAGCAAUGAGAACCAGGGCUGCCCAUCACUCCCAGUCCCACCAGCACUGGGACCAGCAGCAGCUCAGCCCCUCUGCACUCAGCAGAGCUGGCACAGCACCAACGAUGCUCCCCACAUCCCCUUGUGUCCCCCCCCCCAGCACCACACUGAGCAGCUGUGGGUGCUGCUUGCUUGCUGAUGGCGAGCAGUCCUUGCUCUGAGGUUACCCAGAGCCAUUCAUUAAUCAUUAAUUCACUGAUUAAACAGGAAUGGUGCUCCAUGA
Messenger RNA from Coturnix japonica (Japanese quail), 2079 nucleotides. It is a transcript of the gene CCDC194, whose product is annotated as coiled-coil domain containing 194. The record is from RefSeq and is a predicted model, not a curated record. NCBI's taxonomy places the organism in Eukaryota, Metazoa, Chordata, Aves, Galliformes, Phasianidae.